Messenger RNA from Cephus cinctus (wheat stem sawfly), 11366 nucleotides. RefSeq names its product inositol 1,4,5-trisphosphate receptor (gene Itpr). Gene Ontology annotation, cellular component: membrane; endoplasmic reticulum. The coding region runs from base 1197 to 9644 and encodes 2815 amino acids. The transcript has 49 exons. NCBI's taxonomy places the organism in Eukaryota, Metazoa, Arthropoda, Insecta, Hymenoptera, Cephidae. Gene Ontology annotation, molecular function: inositol 1,4,5-trisphosphate-gated calcium channel activity; inositol 1,4,5 trisphosphate binding. The record is from RefSeq and is a predicted model, not a curated record. Gene Ontology annotation, biological process: calcium ion transmembrane transport.
AACAAUACGUCGGAUCUUUUCCUUAAUCUUUCAACUUAAAAAAAGAAUUUACGUUUGUCCAACGUCAAUCUUAAUAAUACCGACGGCCGACCGAUUUUUCUAUUUGGCGCACAUGAUACCCUCUAUCAGUAAAAUUCCGAACAGUGUCUAAUUAAUAACUUACCAAACGAACUCUGUAAUACCCGCGGAACCAUCACAUGCGCGCGCACUGUUCCGCUGUUCCAUAUACCCUGUGACAUUUUACGAUCGAAAGCAAUUCCACCGCGUUCCACUUCUCUCCAGUAGGGAACGCAGCGAAAGCCAAAGAAGAAAUUACCUAGCAACUGCAGUGUGGGAAUUGAAAUACUACAUUAGAAUCCUACCGCCUGUAGCCAAGAAUAAUUUAAUAUCGGUUAGACACGAGUGCCUAAUCUUAUAAAACUUAAUAUGAUUUUGCAUUGAGUUCUUAAUAAAUACAACAAAAAAUCUGUACUAUCAAACGCUAAUAUAUUUAUUUGAAAGAUUUGAUAACUUCUGUGUCCAAUAAGUCGGCGGUUUUCACAUUACCAAUACACUUGUGCUUGAUCAAUUCACUGAAAGGUUCAGCGGAGUAUUCUGGAACGCACUGUAGCCUACCGAUUAUCCGGUACACUCUCUGCCAUAUGUAGAGUUCCGUCGGCAGUCGUGUCAGAACCACCGUGCGGUCAGAAUAGCAUUGCUUGUGUACCGAUUGCGUUCUCUUUACUUGGUUUGGAGUGUAGCAUAACAAGUAUCCGGGAGUCGUUAAAAUACACCGGGUUAGAGAAAGAUAGUGGAUUGUUAACAAAAAAGGAUGUACGAAAGGGUGUACUUGAAACAGUGAGUUUUUUUCCCUGUGAUCGAAGUGGCGCACGGUCGAACUGUCUUGAGUUUAUAGUCGUGGCUGACAAACCGCACUGUACGUUCGUGUGACACGGUGACUUCGUAUCGAAUAAAUCGAAAGGAAAAGGAGUCGGGAAUUCCUUACGAUUCAUGUGUUCUCUGGAGAGAUUAGUUAAAUAUAUCUGAAAACUAUCGGGUAGUUAUUGUAAAAUCGUCGACGAUUGUUGGUGCGUGAACAAUAUUCAAUACCGGAGCUCAGUGUCGAGGAUUCGGAGCCAUGACGAGCUUAAUUCAGUAAGGGGCCAACUGCGGGUCCUUGAUACGAGUAGCCGAAGAAGGACGUGAAUUCUAUCAAGAUGGGGGAAAUUUUGGGUUCGGCGAGUUUCCUUCACCUUGGCGACAUCGUCAGCCUCUACGCCGAGGGAAAUGUCUCUGGAUUUCUCUCGACCUUGGGAUUGGUGGACGACAGGUGUGUCGUAUGUCCCGAGGCUGGCGAUCUCACCAAUCCUCCUAAAAAAUUUCGAGACUGUCUCUUCAAAAUAUGUCCCAUGAAUCGAUAUUCCGCACAGAAGCAAUUUUGGAAAGCAGCCAAGCAGAGCGGAAGCUCCAGUACCGAUGCAGUGUUGCUAAAAAGACUCCACCACGCAGCCGAAAUCGAAAAAAAACAAAAUGAUACCGAGAACAAGAAACUCCUUGGCACAGUGGUUUCCUAUGGAAAUGUUGUUCAGCUGCUACAUCUUAAAUCGAAUAAAUUCUUAACCGUGAACAAGAGGCUGCCAGCUCUGCUCGAGAAGAAUGCCAUGAGGGUGUACUUGGACGCUAAUGGGAAUGAGGGCUCCUGGCUCUACAUAAUGCCGUUUUACAAAUUGCGAAGCGACGGCGAUAGCGUUGUCGUCGGUGACAAGGUCAUCAUGGAGCCGGUGAACGCAGGACGGCAAGGAUUACACGUGGCAGCGAAUUACGAGCUUAGCGAUAAUCCUGGUUGCAAGGAGGUCAACGUGGUGAACUCUUCGACCUCGUGGAAAGUCACUCUGUUCAUGGAGCAUCGAGAAAAUCAGGAAGAGAUUCUCAAGGGUGGCGACGUGGUCCGACUCUUUCAUGCUGAACAGGAGAAGUUCCUGACGAUGGAUGAAUACAAGAAAAAGCAACACGUAUUUCUUAGGACCACUGGUAGACAAAGUGCAACUGCUGCUACUAGUAGUAAAGCUCUAUGGGAGGUCGAGGUUGUCCAACACGAUCCCUGCAGAGGAGGGGCAGGUCACUGGAAUUCGUUGUUUAGGUUUAAGCAUUUGGCCACAGGACAAUAUCUGGCUGCUGAAAUAGACACGGAUGAGCCACGUGAAAUGAUAAAAGGCAAGCGCGAGCCAGCAGGACCCGUGUAUAGAUUAGUAUCCGUUCCACACAGCAACGAAAUUAGUUCCUUGUUCGAACUGGAUCCUACAACAUUGACAAGAGGCGACAGUUUAGUGCCACAGUCAUCUUUCGUAAGACUGCAUCACAUAUGUACAAAUACAUGGGUUCACUCAACGAGUGUACCAAUUGACAAGGAUGACGAAAAACCUGUCAUGUCCAAGGUCGGUUGUGCCAUUAGUAAAGAGGAUAAGGAAGCUUUCGCACUGCGAUCUGUGUCUCCUGUGGAGGUUCGCGAUCUCGAUUUUGCCAACGAUGCUUGUAAAGUUUUGGCAGCGAUAAGCGGCAAGCUGGAGAAGGGAACAAUAUCACAUAACGAGAGGCGAGCUGUCACUAGUUUGUUACAAGACAUAGUGUUCUUCAUAGCAGGUCUGGAGAACGAGCAGAACAAAUCCGAAGCGCUGGAAUUGAUUGUUACCAAUGCCGUUAGAGAUAGACAGAAGUUACUCCGUGAACAAUAUAUUUUGGGCCAGUUAUUUAAAAUACUUCAGGCACCAUUCUUAGAAUCUGCCAAAGGCGAGGGACCAUUUCUUAGGAUAGAGGAACUCAACGAUCCAAGGCACGCACCAUACAAAUAUAUGUUUCGUUUGUGUUAUCGUAUACUUAGGUUGUCACAACAAGACUAUAGGAAAAAUCAGGAAUAUAUAGCUAAACAUUUUGCGUUUAUGCAAAAGCAAAUUGGCUAUGAUAUUUUGGCAGAGGAUACCAUCACUGCGCUUUUACACAAUAACAGAAAAUUGUUGGAGAAACAUAUUACGGCUGCGGAGAUCGAGACGUUCGUUGGUCUUGUGAGGAAGAAUAUGCAUAAUUGGGAAUCGAGGUUUUUGGAUUAUCUGUCAGAUUUGUGCAUUUCUAAUAAGAAAGCGAUUGCCGUUACUCAAGAGUUGAUCUGCAAGAGUGUGCUUAGUGAGAAGAACAAAGAUAUUCUGAUAGAUACUAGGAUAAUGAACACUCACGUUGAGGUAGAGGACAUUGACGAAAGAGAGGACGAAGAAUCUUCAAUAACAAUCAUAGAAGAACUCGAGGUUUUGUUAGUGUGGAACGAUGGAACAAAAUCCAUGUCACUCAGUGAAUUAUCUAAGGGUGCCAAACUUGGCAAUGUGGAAGAUGCUGCGAUUCUUGAUUACUACAGGCAUCAAUUGAAUCUGUUUAGUAACAUGUGUCUGAAUAGACAAUACUUGGCACUCAACAAUUUGUCACCUCACUUAGAUAUUGAUUUGAUUCUCAAAUGUAUGUCAGAUGAAACAGUACCAUACGAACUACGAGCAUCAUUUUGUCGUUUGAUGCUGCAUCUCCACGUGGAUAGAGAUCCUCAAGAACCUGUGACACCUGUCAAAUAUGCACGGCUUUGGUCUGAGAUUCCUUCGAAAAUGAGCAUCAAUGACUAUGACACGAACAAAAUGCCGGAUCAAACCAAAGAAGCUGUUAGGGCAAGAUUUAGUUCAACCAUUAUAUUCGUUGAAGAUUAUCUCUGUAACGUCGUAGCGAAGAUGUGGUCCUUUGCUGAUCAGGAACAAAAUAAACUCACUUUUGAAGUCGUUAAGCUAGCACGGGAUCUCAUUUACUUUGGAUUCUAUAGCUUCAGUGAUCUCUUGAGAUUGACGAAAACGUUACUCAGUAUAUUGGAUUGCGUUUCGGAGAGUGACUUUUCUGAUGGGAAAAUACCCACAGGUGAAAUUGACUCUGAAUCUGUGGAUUCGGAGGAAACAGCUGAAGGUGGAGUUCUGAGAUGCAUUGGGGAUAUGGGAGCCGUGAUGACAAGCUUGACACUUGGAUCAGCUGGACAAGUAUUGACUGGAACAUCAGCACCGAGACCAAAGCCAUCUUUAAAAAAAGAAUAUCCACUAGUGAUGGAUACGAAACUGAAGAUAAUAGAGAUACUGCAGUUCAUUUCAGACGUUCGACUGGAUUAUCGUAUCUCCUGUUUGCUCAGCAUAUUUAAGCAGGAGUUUGAUGAGACGGAAAGAGCAUCCGGUGACGUGAGUCUUGGCCAGAAGGGUAUAGAUUUAGAGUUAAUAGGAACUCAGGCUGAAGGAAUAUUUGGGAGCAGUGAGGAAUGUGUUGCACUGGACCUUGAUGGUCAAGGAGGAAGAACUUUCCUGCGUGUUUUGCUUCACUUGGCGAUGCACGAUUAUCCUCCACUAGUUUCUGGAGCUUUACAUCUUCUAUUCAGACACUUCAGCCAGCGCCAAGAAGUGUUACAAGCUUUCAAACAGGUUCAACUUCUAGUCUCUGACAGUGACGUAGAAUCGUAUAAGCAAAUAAAAGCGGAUCUAGAUGUGUUACGACAAUCCGUCGAAAAGUCUGAGCUUUGGGUUUACAAGUCAAAAGCAACGGAGGAGCAUGGGAAUAAAAAGAAAAAAAGCAAAGAGGAUGAAGAGGAAAAUUCAACCCCACGUAAAGCACCGCCUCAGUUAUCAUCUGACAACAAGAAAGGAUCUGCAAUUGACUUGGAUGUUGGACCACCUUUACUAGCAGAUCAAGCUGAAGAGUAUAAAAAGAUUCAACAGAUUUUGAUCCGUAUGAAUAAAUUAUGUAUCCAGUCAAUACCAGGUGGUCCAACGAAGCCACGGAAACACGAGCAAAGAUUGUUGCGAAACGUUGGAGUACAUACAGUUGUGCUAGACCUACUCCAAGUACCUUUUGACUCAAAGGAAGAUGUUAGAAUGAAUGAGCUAAUGCGUCUUGCACAUGACUUCUUACAAAACUUCUGCUUGGGUAAUCAACAGAACCAGGUUUUGUUGCACAAACAAUUAGAUUUGUUCCUAAAUCCGGGCAUACGAGAAGCACAGACCGUGUGCAGCAUCUUUCAAGACAACUCAACACUUUGCAACGAAGUUAAUGCAAAAGUGAUACAACAUUUUGUACAUUGCAUCGAGACGCAUGGAAGGCAUGUACAAUAUUUAAAAUUUCUGCAAACAAUAGUCAAGGCCGAAAAUCAAUUUAUACGAAAGUGUCAGGAAAUGGUUAUGCAGGAGCUUGUACAAGCUGGAGAAGAUGUCUUGGUAUUUUAUAACGACAGAGCGUCGUUCAAUCAUUUUGUUGAGAUGAUGAGGUCUGAGAGACACCGAAUGGAUGAAAGUAGUCCUCUUAAGUAUCACGUGGAACUUGUCAAACUAUUGGCAUGCUGCACAAUGGGCAAGAAUGUAAAUACUGAAAUAAAAUGUCACAGUCUUUUGCCAUUGGACGAUAUUGUCGCUAUGGUAUCCCAUCAAGACUGCAUUCCAGAGGUGAAAGAGGCAUACAUAAAUUUCCUUAAUCACUGCUAUAUCGAUACCGAGGUUGAGAUGAAGGAAAUUUAUACUUCGAAUCAUAUGUGGUCUCUAUUCGAAAAGUCAUUUAUAGUGGAUAUGGGUCUGGUUGCCACUUCAACGCAUGAUCGACGUCAUGCUGAUACGGCUCUUGAGAAUUACGUCACCAAUUGUUUAAUGAACAUCAUUACCACCUUCUUCAGCAGUCCUUUCUCGGAUCAAAGCACAACUGUCCAGUACUUCGAAUUGGAGAAACACCUGCACGAGGCUAGACUUUUUUGGCGUCCCAAGGAGGGUGAUCACCACAACGAUAAUAAUCUUACUGGUUGUACACGGCAGCCGAUAUUCGUCCAAUUGUUACACGCAGCUGUUAAAGUGUCCCAAUGUACGUGGUUCAAUGCAGGACAAAGAUUUACCGUUGAAAAUUGCAUACGAACGUUAUCCGAUGUUGCCAAAGGAAGAAGCAUUGCAAUUCCAACGGAUCUGGAAAGUCAAGUUGCGUCCAUGUUUAACAAAGCUGCAAUGCUCAGCAGACAAACCAGCAAAUGGCUUCAGGCUGCCAAACAGCCAAAAAUGGAAAGAAGCCAAAGCCAGAACGAUCUAUUUUCCUCUUGGGACAUUAGGGAUGAGCUAAUGAGACUAGAUCGCAGCAUUAUCGAAGGUCUACAGGAUAUCGUGUCUCUAUUGGAAGAGCAAUUGAAACCUUUGGUACAAUCGGAAUUAUCCUUACUGGUUGAUAUUCUUUAUCGUCCAGAAUUGCUAUUUCCGACAUCUACAGACGCGCGAAAACGUUGCGAAAAUGGCGGAUUCAUUCAUCGAUUGAUAAAACACACGGAGAAGCUUCUGGAAGAGAAAGAAGAGAAACUAUGCGUAAAAGUACUGAGGACGCUUCGAGAGAUGAUGGCCAUAGAUCCGGAAUACGGUGAAAAAGAAAUUGAGGAUCUCUCACAAAAGGCAGAUCCGGAAAAGGAGACGGAGUCGCGUGUUGCAACAGAUUCCAAUGAUCAAACAGAGAUUCAGGAAAUGACGCAACAGCAACGGGGUGACGCGCUGAGAAACAAUUUAUUGAUUCGAUAUUUCGGAAAAUCUUACAUUCAGAAGCCAGAGACUGUAGAAAUUGGAGUACCAUGCACAACAGCUGUUACUCAUGGUCCAGGAGCCAAGAUGCUGAGUCGGGCUGGUCGUACCCUGCACGAAAUUCAAAGUCAUCUGGAUAGAGAAGGAGCUUCGGAUUUGGUUGUGGAAUUGGUAAUUAAAAGUGUCCACUCACCCAGCAUAUUCGUGGAAGCUGUGGAAUUGGGAAUAGCACUAUUAGAAGGAGGAAAUCCCAUUAUACAAAAAAGCGUCUUUACUAAAUUGAUGGGUGGUGAUCUAAGCCAAUCAUUCUUCAAGGUAUUUUAUGACAAAAUGAAGGACUCGCAACAGGAAAUUAAAUCGACUGUCACUGUGAACACGUCGGACAUGGCUGCGAAAGCGCACGAGGAUAAAGAGCAGAGUAAGGAAUUGGAGAAAGUAUCAAGAAAACGAACUUCCGGGAAACCAAAUGGAAUUGUAAUAACUGACGAGUUACGAGAGGAAUUAAAUCAAGCUGCAGCUUCUACUGCACAAGCAUAUGCAUCUGUACGUACUAUUGCAUCUGGCGAGGAUGCAUCCAACAAUGCAGCAUUGGGCUGUGCUUUGGAGGAUAUGUUGGCUGAGAAAUUGGAAAGACACCGUACUGGUGGUACCGUUGAAAGAGACGAAGCUCAACUCAGUGCCAAGGUUCUCGUCAUGCAGCCAAUAUUGCGCUUCUUGCAAUUAUUGUGCGAAAAUCAUAAUCGCGACUUACAGAAUUUUCUUCGUAACCAAAAUAACAAAACGAACUUCAAUUUGGUAUCCGAAACACUCAUGUUUCUAGAUUGCAUUUGUGGUUCCACGACUGGUGGUCUGGGACUUCUUGGAUUAUAUAUAAAUGAGUACAAUGUCGCAUUGAUAAAUCAAACUCUAGAAACUCUAACUGAAUAUUGUCAAGGACCUUGCCACGAUAAUCAAAACUGUAUAGCUACUCAUGAAUCGAACGGUUUGGAUAUCAUAACUGCUUUGAUAUUGAAUGAUAUCAAUCCCCUGGGUAAAACGAGAAUGGACUUGGUCCUGGAACUGAAGAACAAUGCCAGUAAGCUGUUGCUUGCUAUAAUGGAAAGCAGAGGAGAUAGUGAAAAUGCUGAGAGAAUUUUGUACAAUAUGAAUCCCAAGCAGUUGGUUGAUGUUGCGUGCAGAGCUUUUCAUCAAGAAUCAUUGGACGAUGAAGACGAUACCGAUGACUCGUCAACUGAUGGGGAUGAAAUAGUAUCACCCAAAGAGGUCGGACAUAACAUUUAUAUCUUGUGUCAUCAAUUGGCUCAACACAACAAAGAAUUGUCGACAAUGUUGAAACCAUCCGAUUUGGCAAACGCGGAUCCAAAAACGAACAAAGCUCUUCAGUAUUAUGCCACACAUACAGCUCAAAUUGAAAUUGUUAGAAACGACAGAACACUGGAGCAAAUAGUUUUCCCUAUACCAGAGAUUUGUGAACUUAUUACUAUGGAUACGAAAAUAAGAGUUUUAAAUACAUCGGAACGCGAUGAUCAAGGGUCCAAGGUCUCAGACUUUUUUGAACGAACCGAAGAUAUGUUUAAUGAAAUGAAAUGGCAGAAGAAACUAAGAGGGCAGCCAAUGUUGUUCUGGGUGAGCAGUUACAUGUCACUAUGGAGCAACAUUUUAUUCAACUGUGCAGUUCUUAUAAAUCUUAUAGUGGCAUUUUUCUAUCCGUUUGUUGAUUCAGUACCUAAACUUGGGCCACAUUUGUCUGGCCUUAUAUGGACAGUUAUGAUAUCAUCGGCUGCAAUUGUGAUUACGUUACCUCGAGAAUCAGGUAUACGUACUCUAGUAGCAUCCACAAUUUUGAGACUCAUAUUCUCUAUAGGACCCGAGCCAACACUAUUGUUACUUGGUUUUUUAACGGUUGUUUUAAAAAUAAUUCAUCUAAUAAGCAUAAUAGGAAAUCAGGGCACCUUGAGCAAGAGUGUAGAACAAAUCUUAACGAACGUGGAACUGCUAUAUCACAUGUGCUACCUUAUAUUCUGUGUUCUUGGAAUCUGUAUGCAUCCAUUCUUCUACUCAGUCUUACUAUUCGACGUCGUGUAUCGUGAAGAGACUUUACUCAAUGUGAUAAGAUCAGUCACGCGGAACGGAAGGUCCAUUAUAUUAACAGCCGUUCUUGCACUGAUUCUAGUUUAUAUGUUUUCCAUUAUCGGUUAUAUGUUUUUCAAAGAUGACUUUUUGGUUAGCGUCGACGAAGAGUUCAUUCCCCCUGAAGAAAUAGGAGGUACUUGUGAAUCGAAAAACAGUGCAAAUUGUGAUGCAACUGAGACUAUAUCACGAUACGCCCGGGAAGCGAGCCAGCAGAAAAAUAACGACGCCGAGGUGAUGAACGUUGGUGGAGAAUUAAAGGAACGCGCUUGUGACUCAUUAGUGAUGUGCAUCGUAACUACAUUAAAUCAAGGCUUGAGAAAUGGAGGCGGCAUUGGAGACAUACUAAGAGCCCCUUCUAGCGCUGAACCUCUCUUCGUUGCCCGAGUCGUUUACGACCUGUUGUUCUUCUUCAUAGUGAUUAUUAUCGUUCUAAAUCUGAUUUUUGGUGUGAUCAUCGACACGUUUGCUGAUCUAAGAUCAGAGAAGCAACAAAAAGAAUUGAUUUUAAAGAACACAUGUUUCAUUUGCGGUUUAAAUAGAUCGGCAUUCGACAACAAGACAGUUUCAUUCGAAGAGCAUGUUAAACAUGAGCACAAUAUGUGGCAUUAUCUUUAUUUCAUUGUCUUAGUAAAGGUAAAAGAUCCCACGGAAUUCACCGGUCCCGAAUCCUACGUUUACGCAAUGGUUAAGGAUCGCAAUUUGGAUUGGUUCCCAAGAUUAAGAGCCAAAUCAUUAGCCGCUGACGAAGGCGAGGGUGAACAAGUUGAAUUAAGGAGUUUGCAAUCCCAGUUGGAAUCUACUCAGCAAUUGGUCAAGUGCCUGUCUCAACAACUCACCGAACUUCGUGAUCAGAUGACGGAACAACGAAAGCAAAAACAGCGGCUUGGACUUUUGAAUUCUGCCUCGGCAUACCUUCAAAAUACGCCCGCAUAAAAUGUAUGGAGUGGCACAAUAUGUAUUGUAUCGUGGACGAAUCUCAAUCUCCAUACUCCAAGGUGAUAUUUAAAUGUUUGCGUGAUUGCAUACGUGAGUUAUUAAGAAGCAUUUAAAGACAAGUUGAUUGAUAGGAUUAUGAGUAGAGGCAUUUGUACGGUUUUGUUCCUAGUAGUUGGAAAUAUCGUUUUCUAUAGGGUGGUGUCCGUCGCGUGUUUUUCUUUCAUCGAAUCGUCCUUAACUCUCUUUGUCUAUUGUUGCGUAGACUAUUAUUAUCGAGUAAUAGUUUGCUCCGCAAGAUGAUAUUGUACGUCAUUACGGGUGUCAUAGCUUUAUUUAAAUAAGUUUGGAACAAAACGAAUACAAUUAAUGAUUACACGUGUAUGAAUACUUUCCACGAAUCUUACCGACUAUACUAUUCAUAUGUCUAAUGGCAUCACCCUGUAUGUGCAUAAAUGUUACGACUCCGAAUAUAAGUAAACGUGCAAUUUCCGUUAUACGAAAGUCAAGUACAGUAACUUGUUAUAAUGUUAAGAAUGGAAUGUUAACUUUAAACACGCGUUACUUAAGAAUAAUUUAUAGUAAUGACGGAUAAAAUCCCUGCGAUAGAUUCACCAUAUGAAAGUUCGAAUUUCACCGUGACAAUGAAGCGGUGAGAAUUAAAAAAAAAGAAAAUCACUCUUUUGUAAAUGUCGUAGAAUUUAAUGCGCUGUCGCCACAGCGCGUGAUAUCCGAAAGACCAAGAAAUUAUCAAAUCUUCAAUAUUUUCAAAAAAGUUUUAGAAAUCGAUACGACCGACAACACCGUGGUAUAUCGUUUUUUUAAAGGAUUUAUUACGAAUUUAGGCAAUCAUUUGUAUAUUCUGUGUAAAGCACUAAAAACUCAUUUCGACUUUUUGAACUGGUUCUGAAUUGCGCUCAUUAGUCCAUGUUAAUUAUGACAUUAUGUUUUGCUGAUUUCCGAAGGACAACUUAAAUAACAGAGAAUUAACGAAUACAUUUAAAAAAAAGUAAUGACGCAAAUGCAUAAGAACGUUGUUGUCAUGUUUUACGAAUUAUUAUAAACGUAUAUACAUUAGACGAUUAUAUAUUUAAUUACUUAUACACGUUUUACUGCUCGUUAUCAUUUUCCUCCGUUUUCAAAGAUAUUUUACGUAAACGUUAUCGACAUUAGCUGUUAACUUUUCUGAAGUCAACAUAUGGAUACACGAUACUGGUUAAAAUCAUUUUUUAUGUGUAGUUACGAUUUAGCUGCAAUUAUUUCUGUAUAGCGAUUGAACGGAAAGCAUCAUAUUAAUUUUUAACACUGCGAACGACACGCUAAUGUCGCGAGAUGAAAAACGGAAAAGCCGUUACUCCAUAUAGUGUAUUUAAAAUGUCAUUGCGAUGUUACGCGUACAUCGUCACGAACAGACCUUCUAGUAAUGUAAAUAGAGCAUCCAAAUAGUUAUGUCAUACAAGACACAUCGUAAUUUUUAGUCGUUUUAUAUCUAAUUCUUCAUGGUGUUACUUAAUCUCAACAACACACUGUAUUUUGCAUAUGUUUAAUAAUUUGUGCCAAAUUUCGUUACCGAUUAGCUGUUGCGAAUCUCUAAAUAGAUCUGAUCAACCAACUACUAAGUUGUGUACGACCGUACCUUAUGAAGUAGGAGCUUAAUUUUUUUUUUAGUGUACACGAUAAAUAUGCUGUGUUAUGUUUAAAUAAACAAUAUUUGAUUUUUAA